Messenger RNA from Huiozyma naganishii CBS 8797, 1242 nucleotides. RefSeq names its product Rgm1p (gene RGM1). NCBI's taxonomy places the organism in Eukaryota, Fungi, Ascomycota, Saccharomycetes, Saccharomycetales, Saccharomycetaceae. Gene Ontology annotation, biological process: regulation of transcription by RNA polymerase II. Gene Ontology annotation, molecular function: DNA-binding transcription factor activity, RNA polymerase II-specific; RNA polymerase II cis-regulatory region sequence-specific DNA binding. The record is from RefSeq and is a predicted model, not a curated record. The transcript has a single exon. The coding region runs from base 1 to 1242 and encodes 413 amino acids. Gene Ontology annotation, cellular component: chromatin.
AUGGCUAGGCCGAGGAAGAAGAAACUUUCUAUACCGUCCAAUUCUUCCCACGGUUUAGAAGACAAGGAGGAUGGCAAGACGAGUGAUGUUAAAAAUGGCGAGAGUAAAUCAAAAUGUAAAAAAAUGUUCAAAUGUCAGGGCUUCGAGGACUGCCAUAUGGCUUUUACGAGAGCGGAACAUUUGGCACGGCAUAUAAGGAAACAUACCGGUGAGAAGCCCUUCCAAUGUUACAUCUGUUUAAAACAUUUCAGUAGAGUGGAUAACUUGAAGCAACAUAGAGAGUCCGUUCAUUCGAAAAUGGAAUAUUCUUCAAACUUUUCGGAAAAGGAUCCACGUUCUCCACUUAACCACAGCAUGAAUACAGGUCUCAAAGAGAUUCAAUUCAUCAAAGAAAAAUCUCCUGUUAUAAUCUCUGCGGUGAACUAUGCAGGUAAUAGUAGCAAGAAUGGGAAUACAUCAGCUUUGAACAAGAGAAUCAAACCAACGAGAGCGAAUUCUGCUGAGUUGCAUUUCCAAUCAUUCAAACCGAAGGCCUACACCAGUGACGCACAGGGAGCGACCCAAGGCAAGGAACAUUUUACCAAGUUACCGAACGAUCACACUGCACCAACCUACGGGAGCCGUCACAAUAGCAUCAGCGGCGAGCUACCGACCGCCCUGACAAAUACGAACAACCAUGGACCCUUGCCGACCAACGGUCCUCAAGACUUGCAUAAAACUGACUAUUCUUGGAGAAUGAACGAGCCAAACACAAUAACGGCACUACCUAUGAGAAUCCAAGAGCAGAACAGUUUACCCCUUCCGAACCUCUACCAACAAAUAAUCUCCAAGACGUCCCCCAGACCCCCACCACCACCUACGCUAUCAAUGCCUGGGGCGACUUCAAAGGCACCCCCACCAUUCAAUGAAAUGAAGAUAAUGCCUCGAGAUUCCGCAUUGAGAACGGGCAGCAUAUCUGAAAAGGACACGGUUUCCCCCUUCGUAUUUGGACAGCAGCCAAUAUCACCAUUACACUCAUCAUUCUCACAAGCAUCUCCGCCGCUAACUACAACUACAACUAAUAAUAAUAAUAAUAAUAAUAUCCCAAACACAGACCAUAGAGGUACAGAAGAGGCACCAGAAUCAUUAUCGGAUCACCGUGACGGAACUUCUGGUAGUGCACUGCCGGUGAAAGAACAGAAAAACAAACACAAGAGAACUCGUUCCAACGAAAGACUGAGUCUCGACUUUAUCAUGUCUUGA